This is a messenger RNA of Lodderomyces orthopsilosis Co 90-125, 585 nucleotides long. RefSeq names its product Tsr4 protein. The record is from RefSeq and is a predicted model, not a curated record. The transcript has a single exon. Lineage: Eukaryota; Fungi; Ascomycota; Pichiomycetes; Serinales; Debaryomycetaceae. The coding region runs from base 1 to 585 and encodes 194 amino acids.
AUGAAUAUAGUUAAAUCUAGAAAAAUUUGUGUAACCGCUAGACUAAACUCAAUUCCCAGCUUCGUUAGCAUACAAUUAAACUCUGUCAUUAACACACCAACUACCCACAGCAGUAUGACCUAUAACUACCAACCAGUUGAUUCCUUUCACUCCAAGCAGCCUUCUUAUCCCCAAGAAGACGGAAGCACCGAUUAUACAGAACCACCUCCCCCAUUUGGACAUACAUCAACCUCGCAGCAAAACCCUUCCUCAUUACCUGAUGACAUGGAAUGUCUAGUUGAAGCUUCACCAGAGAAAGAAAGAGAAUGUCCAGAAAGUUGUGGAAAGAUUUUCUUCACAAGCUUUGUUUCAACAGCCUUAUUCGUGGCGUCGUUAUUUAUGCUAAGUCAAGAAGGCACCAUGCUUCAGUUGUUUGGUAUCUUGAUAAUAAACUUUUCAAUAUACUUCUUAUUAAUCAGUAGUGCCAUGAUAUUUAAUGCCGUGGAAAUACUUGGUGAAGAAAAAUUUUUAAACCGGUGCAUUGGUGGGUGUUUUAUUACGGUUAUGAUUCUGCUUUUUUGGAUAGUCAUGAAGGCCAUUGUCUAA